CAGAUGUAUACCGUCCGAUUCUUCUCCUUCCCGAUCCUUCUGCUUUCAAUUCCUCCCCUUCCUCGGUCCCUCACCUCCAUCCCUGUCCCUCUCGAUGCGACCCUCUCCAUCUCCUUCCCGUGGCCACCCCAACCAUCGCUGCCGCCACUGGCUCCCGAUCCCGUCGCCACACGACUGUCUCUUCGCUCGCGGCCUCCCUCCUCGCGCUCCUCUGCCCAGACCCAAGCCGUCUGCGCCGCCACCUUGCUCCUGCGCGCCUGCUCUUGCGGCCACCUCCACAUCCUCCUGGUGUCCCACUCCCUCUCCUACACGCACAACGACCCCUUCCCUGGGGUGACCACAGGGUACCAACCGCUGCUCCCGCCGCACCACCACCACCACCCGAGCGGGACCUACUCCACCGCCAACGCCCGCCGCUUCGCCGGCGGCACCAGUGAGGGGUCCAUGACGCUCGAGUUCGCCAUGUCUGAGUACGGCGGCGGGCAUGGCACCCUGCCGGAGUUUAUGGGCGCCAACGCAACAAGGGAACUGACGCCAAUCGCCCUCCAUGUUUCUGCCAAAAUUUGUCUUUGUGCAUCUCUCCGGUGUGGAACUUAGUUCCUGUGAAGAAGUUGUUAAUGUCCGUCCUAACAGUGCUGAAAUAGUCCAAUGUGCUGGAAGAGGUGUCACCCGUUUCUUCAGCCCAAAAUAUGGAUUAACUGAGGUUCCGGUUCCUUCAUAGCCGACAAUGGUGUAUUGUGAGAAAUCACAUGCCAGGCACCAGAAAACUAGUGUUUCUUGGAUCCGGGGUCACACGGAGCCGUAGGCUUAGGUUCAGGUUCCCAAACCUUGCGACUUCACGAGAUCACGGUUCGGUCACAUGAAAACUGGCGAUUCUUGGUGUUGUUUUCACCCAUUUUGGCCUCGCUUAGCCAUUUUCACCUGUUGACGAGGAUCACGCGAAAACAAUCCCAAAACAGGCGAUUUGCCCUGUCGAAACGACAAUUCUGGGCAAAAAACCACUUCUCAGCCCAGGUGCUCUGGCGGCCGGAGCACCACAGCCGGCCGGCGUCCAACCGGUAGGGUCCAGGGUGGCACGGUGCCGAGCCGGUCCCCAGCCACCCAAAAACCAACAUUCGACUGCUCUCCAGGCCAGCCAAACCACCCCUCCCUACUAUACCUUAGGGACAUCCCCCUCCCAGGAGUUCGGGGGAUUUUUUGGGUCUCAGGGCUCACUGUUUUGAGAUUUUGCCUACGCCCCAUUGUAUUGUGAGAAAUCACGUGCCAAGCACCAGAAAACUGGCGUUUCUUGGAUCCAGGGACACAGGGAGCCACAGGCUCAGGUUUAGGUUCGCGAACCUUGCGACUUCGCGAGAUCACGGUUCGAUCACAUGAAAACUGGCGAUUCUUGGUGCCGUUUUCACCCAUUUCAUUCUCCCUUAGCCGUUUUCACCCGUUGACGAGGAUCACACAAAAACAGCCCCAAAACAAGCGAUUUGCCCUGCCGAAAUGACAAUUCUGGGCAAAAAAUGACUUCCCAGCCCAGGUGCUCCGGUGGUUGGGGCACCGCCGCCGGUCGGCGGCCGGAGUCUGGCCAACAGGGUCCGUGGUGGUAUGGUGCCAAGCCAUCCAAAAACCGACGUUUGGCUGCUCUCCAGGCGAGCCAAACCACCCCUCACUACUAUACCUUAGGGACAUCCCCCCUCCCAGGAGUUCGGGGGGUUUUGGGGGUCUCUAAGCUCACUGUUUUGAGAUUUUGCUUACACCCUAUUGUAUUGUGAGAAAUCACGUGCCAGGCACAAGAAAACUAGUGUUUUUUGGACCUGGGGUCACAGGGAGCCACAGGUUCAGAUUCAGGUUCAGGUUCACGAACCUUGCGACUUCGCCAGAUCACGGGUCAAUCACAUGACAACUGGCGAUUCUUGGUGCCGUUGUCAUGCGUUGCCGCGGGUUGGUCCGGGUGGGGCCCGGGGCAUGCGUAGGUCGCCCCGGCUGCGCUGUACACCGUAUUUCAUAGGUUCGGCCCUGCCGAACUGCCGUUUCUCACAGGUUUCGGCCCAGCACCAUUUGGCCAGCUGUCCAGGCCAUGGGUGGCAGCAGAUCUACCGCGCAGGUGGGUCCUCCGGGGGUCGUGUACUCUCAGAGGCCCAGGACCCGCGUGGGCCCUUCUAGGCUGUCGGGUGGGCUCGUAGGUCCGUUUUGACCCAUCUUGGCCGUUUCGUGGCCUAUAGCGCACGAUUUCGGGCAUCCCGAGACCCUUGCCAUGCCUGGGACCGUCUCAAAGUCCCGGUGGCCUAUAGCUCAUGUUUUUGGGACCCUUGCCACGCCCGGGCCGUGUUGUACGCCUAGUGCUAUUUUCACACGUUUCGGCCAUUCGGUGGCCUAUAGCUCAUGUUUUAUAGCGUCCUGGCACGCCCAGGCCGUCUCGGUCUCUCGGAGCUGUUUUCAUUCGUCUUGGCUGUCAUGUGGCCUAUAGCGCACGUUUUUUGUCGCCCUGGCAUGCCCGAGCCGUUCGGUGGCCCAUAGCUUACGUUUUUGGGCGUUUCGGCGCACCCGGGCCGUCUGGGCGUCCCAGCGCCGUUCUCACCUGUCUUGGCCU
Molecule: messenger RNA, 2578 nt
Organism: Phragmites australis (common reed)
Lineage: Eukaryota; Viridiplantae; Streptophyta; Magnoliopsida; Poales; Poaceae
Exons: 3
Coding region: 4-597 (197 amino acids)
Source: RefSeq, a predicted model, not a curated record